This is a messenger RNA of Macadamia integrifolia, 2048 nucleotides long. Its product is annotated as L-2-hydroxyglutarate dehydrogenase, mitochondrial. Bases 465 to 1742 code for a protein of 425 amino acids. The transcript has 5 exons. Gene Ontology annotation, cellular component: mitochondrion. Gene Ontology annotation, molecular function: (S)-2-hydroxyglutarate dehydrogenase activity; (S)-2-hydroxy-acid oxidase activity. Lineage: Eukaryota; Viridiplantae; Streptophyta; Magnoliopsida; Proteales; Proteaceae. The record is from RefSeq and is a predicted model, not a curated record.
UCCAUGCUGCCAGAAGGGCUUCAGUUACAGUUUCUACCUUUCUGGUACCAUUUGUCCCCAAGAAGAAUAUAGCCAAUAAGGGUGUUUUGCCACGGUGUUCCGUUUCUUCAUCUACGACAAAUGCAUCCUCCUCCAUCUAGACUACUACUAGCCUCUACCCGUAUAGCUAGAGAUGGUAUCAUUCGAAGCUCACAACACAAGCCGCGAAGGAAAGCUCAGUGCCUCAGGCUAAGCUCAUUCACACCUUCUUCAGGGGAAGGUUCUAUUGCUAAAGCGUACUUAAACGGGUAGUGCUUCAGGCUACGAUCAUUGACAGCUCUCUUCAGGUGAAGGUUCUAUUGGCUAAAAAACACACUCAGAAGGAUAACAUGGAUGAGCUCCACUGAUGAUGAUACGAUUGGGAAGGAACCCAAAAACCGGAAGCAUUGGAACUGGCAGUAAUUCUGAGUGAUUGCCAUCGGAAAAUGCUGCGAGUUGCUCUUAGAACAUUGAAGAAUUCCAUAAGAAGCACCCCCAGAUGCUAUGGGUCAAAGAGUUUCUGUACUAUUUCGGAUAAAAUCCCGAAAGAAACAGUAGACUGUGUUGUGAUUGGAGCAGGGGUGGUUGGGAUUGCUGUGGCGAGAGAGCUUGCAUUGAAGGGUAGAGAAGUUUUGGUCAUAGAAUCCGCUUCCACUUUCGGCACUGGAACCAGUUCACGCAACAGCGAAGUCAUCCAUGCUGGUAUUUAUUACCCUCCAAAGUCACUCAAGUCAAUUUUUUGUGUAAGAGGGAAGGAAUUACUUUACAAGUAUUGCUCUGAUCAUGGGGUUCCUCAUGAACGGAUUGGAAAAUUAAUAGUUGCCACAGGAUCUUCAGAGAUUCCCAAGUUGAAUGAUAUAUUGUGCCAUGGAAUAGAAAAUGGAGUCAAUGAUCUAAGGAUGAUGGAGGGCUCUGAAGCUAUGCGGAUGGAACCAGAACUGCAGUGUAUGAAGGCCUUGUUGUCACCAUCUACUGGGAUAGUUGAUUCUCAUUCCCUCAUGCUUUCCUUGAUGGGAGAAGCUGAGAAUCAUAGAACAACCUUCUCCUAUGAUACUACUGUAACUGGGGGCCACCUUGAAGGAAAUCAAAUUCACCUCUAUACUGCCGAAAGCAAGGAUUUUGAGAAGUGCACAGAGAACUUUCCACCGCAACCAGGGCUUGUCCUGAUCCCUAAGCUUGUAGUGAACUCUGCAGGUUUAAGUGCUUCAUCCAUUGCAAGAAGAUACAUUGGCAUUGCGAGUGGAGUUAUUCCUCCCACUUAUUAUGCUCGUGGUUGCUACUUCACACUUUCGAACACUCCGGUUUCUCCUUUUAAACAUUUGAUUUAUCCUAUUCCUGAGGAUGGUGGUAUUGGAGUGCAUGUUACAUUGGAUAUGGGUGGCCAUGUCAAAUUUGGCCCAGAUGUUGAAUGGAUUAAUGAUGUAGAUGACAUAUCCAUCUUCUUGAACAAGUUUGACUAUUCUGUCUCUGCUGAUCGAGCCCAGAGUUUUUACCCAAAAGUAAGAAGAUACUACCCUAGUCUGAAGGAUGGAUCUCUGGAGCCAGGAUAUGCAGGGAUCCGACCAAAGCUUACUGGUCCUAGACAGUCUCCGGCUGAUUUUGUUGUACAGGGGGAGGACAUUCAUGGGGUGCCUGGUCUUGUAAACCUUUUUGGCAUAGAGUCACCAGGCCUAACUUCGAGUCUGGCUAUUGCAGAAUACGUUGCUGCAAACUUCUUGAAAUGAUAUUUUACAAAGCAAUUUUUCAUGCUUAUAUAUUAUUUGCCAAAAGUUAAAUGGCACAUUACUUGUUAAUAUAUCUAUGGGAAAAAGAAGUCUAUCCGGGAGUGUACCCUGUUGUGCUCAGACACAGAGGAGGUGAGAUGACUGUCUCACCCAACAUAAAAGGUGAAAAUCCCCACUCUGUUGAUGCUUCCUUUGCACUCUCAUUGACUCAUACGCUGGUAUAGGGGCCACACUCCCAGACAGAGAACUCUUCCCCUAUAUCUAUAUAUGGUUUUGUCCAAUAAGAAUGUUCGGGCUUUUUCCUUA